This is a messenger RNA of Plutella xylostella (diamondback moth), 4452 nucleotides long. RefSeq names its product Importin subunit beta Fs(2)Ket (gene Fs(2)Ket). Gene Ontology annotation, molecular function: small GTPase binding. The record is from RefSeq and is a predicted model, not a curated record. NCBI's taxonomy places the organism in Eukaryota, Metazoa, Arthropoda, Insecta, Lepidoptera, Plutellidae. Gene Ontology annotation, biological process: protein import into nucleus.
UGUUUUAUGGCAACAUUAAACACGAAGAUUCCUUUCAACCGUGUGCCGGUUUCGUCAGUUAUUUAGCUCUCAAUUUUUGUAUUUUAUUGGUUUUUUCUUGAGUUUUAACACUAAACAAUACACCAAAAUGCACGCUGAAACUACAUUAACACUUAUACAAAUACUUGAAAAGACUAUAUCGCCUGAUAGAAAUGAAUUGGAAGCUGCUGAAAAAUACCUCAACCAUGCAGCAGCUACAGACUUCACCACCUUCAUCAAGAUGCUAUCUGAUGUGCUGGUGCAGGGCGGCAACAGCCAGGUGGCCAGGAUGGCUGCUGGGUUACAGCUUAAAAAUCAUCUAACAUCUAAGGACAUCACACUAAAACAGCAAUACCAACAAAGAUGGCUAGCAUUACCUGAAGACAUAAGACUUUAUAUUAAGAAAAAUAUUCUGUCAGCUAUUGGCACAGAGAACAGCCGGCCGAGUUCUGCGGCGCAGUGUGUCGCCUAUGUGGCCGUGGCAGAGCUACCAGUGGGCCAGUGGAAUGAUCUCAUCCCAAUGCUUGUAGAAAAUGUUGUCAAUGGACAGUCAACUGAACUUAAAAAAGAAGCUACUCUUGAAGCUAUUGGCUACAUUUGCCAGGAGAUAGAUGCUGAAGUUCUAACAGAGCAGAGCAAUCCAAUCCUCACGGCCAUCAUCCACGGAAUGAGAUCAACAGAACCCAGCAACUAUGUCCGUUUAGCUGCCACACAAGCUCUGCACAACUCUCUAGAGUUCACCAAAGCAAACUUUGACAAGGAAAACGAAAGGAAUUUCAUAAUGGAAGUAGUCUGUGAAGCCACUCAGUCCACCGACAUGAGGAUCAGUGUAGCAGCUCUUCAAUGCUUAGUCAAAAUACUGUCACUGUACUAUCAAUACAUGGAGCCUUAUAUGGGUCAAGCCCUUUUCCCUAUAACAUUAGAAGCUAUGAAGUCUGAUAUUGAUGAAAUAUCUCUACAAGGUAUUGAGUUCUGGUCAAACGUCAGCGAUGAAGAAAUUGAUUUAGCUAUUGAAGAGGCUGAGGCUGGAGAAGCAGGUCGGCCACCAGUUAGAACAUCCAGGUACUAUGCAAGAGGAGCCCUACAAUACCUGGCGCCAGUGCUCAUGCAGAAACUAACUAAACAAGAUGAUAGUGAUGAUGAACUAGAAUGGAAUCCUUCUAAAGCAGCAUCUGUUUGCCUGAUGCUCCUAUCUAACUGCUGUGAAGAUGACAUUGUACCACAUGUUUUGCCCUUCAUCAACUCAAACAUCAAAAACGAAAACUGGCGCUAUAGGGAAGCUGCUCUGAUGGCAUUUGGCUCAAUCUUAGGAGGUCUUGAAGCAAAUACUCUGAAACCAUUAGUAGAAAAGGCAAUGCCCACAUUAAUCGAAGCCAUGUACGACUCAAGCGUAGCCGUGAGAGAUACAGCCGCCUGGACCUUUGGCAGAAUUUGUGAAAUAGUCCCUGAGGCUGCCAUCAACGAGACUUAUCUGAAGCCACUUCUGGAAAGUCUGGUGAACGGGCUGAAGGCGGAGCCGCGCGUGGCGGCCAACGUGUGCUGGGCGUUCACGGGGCUGGCGGAGGCGGCGUACGAGGCGGCCGACAGCGGCGAGUCCGGCCAGCCCGCCACCUACUGCAUGUCCAACUACUUCGACUUCAUCAUCCAGCGCCUGCUCGAGACCACGGACCGGCAGGACGCGGCGCAGCACAACCUGCGCUCGGCCGCCUACGAGGCGCUCAUGGAGAUGGUGAAGAACUCGCCGGCCGACUGCUACGUCACGGUGCAGAAGACCACGAUGGUGAUCCUGGAGCGGCUGCAGCAAGUGUUGCAGAUGGAGAACCACAUCUCGAACCAGGCGGACCGCUCGCAGUUCAACGACCUGCAGAGCCUGCUGUGCGCCACGCUGCAGUCCGUGCUGCGCAAGGUCACGGCCGAGGACGCGCCGCAGAUCUCGGACGCCAUCAUGACGGCGCUGCUCACCAUGUUCGCCGGCAACGCGGGCAAGGCGGGCGGCGUGCAGGAGGACGCGCUCAUGGCCGUGUCCACGCUGGUCGAGGUGCUCGGAGAGAACUUCCUCAAGUACAUGGACGCCUUCAAGCGCUACCUGUACGUGGGGCUCAAGAACCACCAGGAGUACCAGGUCUGCAUCGCCGCUGUCGGGCUCACCGGGGAUAUCUGCCGGGCGCUGAAAAGCAAGGUGCUACCGUAUUGUGAUGAAAUUAUCGUUUUAUUAUUGGAAAACCUGGGAGACCCAUCCAUUCAUCGUUCAGUUAAGCCUCAGAUCUUGUCAGUAUUUGGAGAUAUUGCACUCAGUAUUGGACCCGACUUCGCCAAGUAUUUCGACGUUGUGAUGCAAAUGUUACUGCAGGCGAGCAACGCGCAAGUGGACCGCAACGACUACGACAUGGUGGAGUACCUGGGCGAGCUGCGCGAGAGCGUGCUCGAGGCCUACACCGGCAUCAUACAGGGACUCAAGGGCUCCACGGGAGAGGUGCGAGCGGACGUGGCGCUGGUGGAGCCGCACGUGCCGGCCAUCGUGAACUUCAUGAUCCAGGUGGCGUGCGAGCCGGAGCGCACCGACGGACACAUGUCCGUCAUCGCCGGCCUCACCGGGGACCUGUGCACGGUGUUCGGCACCCGCGUGCUGCCGCUGAUCGAGACCCGCCCCCUCCUGGACCUGCUGCAGGCGGCGCGGCGCUCGCGCACGCCGCGCACGAAGGUGCUGGCCAACUGGGCCACCAAGGAGAUCCGCAAGCUCAAGCAGCAGGCGCCGCUCGCCAGCUGAUUUGUGUCGCUGCGCGGCGACAGCGUCCCGGCCGGCGCCGCCUGCGGCUGGUAGCGGCGGCGGCACCUCUCACAUUAUGUAUCAGUUGUUAGGUGCAUUAGUUUACACACCAUUUUUAUUUUACUUUGUUAUUUUUAUAUGUAAUGUAGUAUAGUUAAUUAUUAUUAUUUGCAUAUUCUGUUUAAAUUAUCUUUUCAUCUAGCUACUUAUUGUAACUAGACUUUAUUAAACUGGAUUAAAAAUCGGAUCACAGAGUGAUUUCUACAUUGAGAUGUGGCCAAAACUGAUGCACCUAUCACAUAGCAUUCUUGAAUAAUUUAAGUAUGCGUAUGCCUGACCAUAAUCUUUCCAUAUAUAUCGUAAAAAGCAGCUGAAGCAUUUUCCUAUUUGGUAUUAUAAAUACAGACAGUGGCUGUGGUAUCUUUACAUGAGAUAAGGUGAUAGUUAGUCUGAAAGUGAGCCUGAAUGACAGGGAUCGAAUGUUAUAAUAGGCAUGCACAUUUGCAAGGUGAUUUUUGAAUUUUAUAAAUAUUAAUUAUGUUUUGUAAGUUGCCUGAAAGGUAGUAUGAAUGAGGAGGAGUGUACGUGAGUCUGCGUGGCUGAAUGUGAUCAGUGGUAUUUUGUAAACUUAGACUUAUUGUGUCAGUCGCGAGAUGGCGCGCGAGUCGCGCCGACGUUGAUGGAGGCUGGAGGACGCCAUAUUGGUGCAACGCUUUUUGGACAUCACAUUCUGUAGCCAGCUGUGGUCGCCUAUAAAACAUACCUACUGUAAAUAAUAUAUUUUGUAAAGUACCCCAUUAAAAUAGUACAGAACACUUUACUAACUUCUCAAUCAGCUAUCUACAGUUGUGAUGGUUAAAAAGGAUGCCUUCAGUGCUCGAAAAAAUAUUUACAUUAUUUGUACAUAUGUAAUUAAAAGACUUUCUUUUACGUCUUCGUGACAAAGCGUCCUUAACAAUUAAAUUUGAAAUCUUGAAAGUCUGAGGAAUGUUUGUUAUCGUUUUGUUGUUUUUGUUUUUAUACAUGUAAAAGCGCUUGAAUCUCCAAUUACACAAACGUUUUGUAAUAAUGUAACCUGCCAUUAGUGUCUUGAAAUAUGAAGAUUCUAAACUUGAAUUAAACAAAACAUGAAGUUGUACAUUAAAUUUCAAGCCAAUGUAAUACUCUGAAAAUUUAUUGCUGGACAAUAAUUUUUCGAAUGUACCUAGUUCUAAAGUUAAUAAUGAUUUGCAAACAAACCUUAUGUUUCGAUAGUUAAAUUAAACCAAUACCUUUGAACACUUGAAGAUGAAUAAAUGCAAUUAAUAAGAGUAUCGUAGCGCUAAUGUAUCUAUUACUUAAGGAUAAUUGAGUGUUUGCUAGUCUGCUCGCAGCACUGACAGGGGAUGAUGUAUGCAAGGAUUGUGCAAGACAAGAAGAUUAAUACUACAUAUCCAACAUGCUUACUUUGCUCAGAACUAUUGUUAUAAUGUAUGAUAGGAGAAUGUGUGAGGACUAGUGCCAUGCCGUGAAAGGUUCUCAAAUUAGAAUCGUAGAGGCAUUGAGUCAAUGAAUACCACCCACUUUUCCUGCAAUAUCUAAAAUAUUUUUGUCAAAUUUUUCGUUAUGUUUUAAACUGUAACCACUUCUGUAACUGUUCCAUAAUAAUAAAACAUUUAGUGACUUCA